AUGGCUUCAGAUGUGGUUCCUGUAACAGAAAACCUUUCGGUGUUUUCCAUUGAGAGUAUUUUGGGUUUGGAGGGCAACCGAGCCGGAAACCGCGUGAAACUCCACCGACCUUGGGAUCAGGCAGAGGAGUCGUCAGAUGAGGAGAACAAAUUUUGCCAUUCACGACAUGAUCUCCUUCCUUCCCCAAUGAGUCCUACGUCCAGUUGGUACAUCGGACGGCGACCUCGAAGUGCUUUCACCGACAGCCAAGUGAACGUUCUAGAAGCAGUCUUUCGGGUCAACUGCUAUCCAGGCAUCCACUUGAGGGAACAUCUGGCCAGGAGGCUGGAUCUGGAUGAGGAUCGCAUACAGAUAUGGUUUCAGAACCGACGGGCAAAACUAAGACGAUCACUCAGAGAAAAACAACUGAGAAUGGUUCAGUUGGCUGUGGCGGAUCUUGGGGUCAAGGUUAUAGGUCAGAUCAGGAAGAAUGACCCACAGGCAGAGGUUGACGAAUGA
Molecule: messenger RNA, 498 nt
Organism: Nerophis lumbriciformis (worm pipefish)
Lineage: Eukaryota; Metazoa; Chordata; Actinopteri; Syngnathiformes; Syngnathidae
Source: RefSeq, a predicted model, not a curated record